Molecule: messenger RNA, 522 nt
Organism: Striga hermonthica
Lineage: Eukaryota; Viridiplantae; Streptophyta; Magnoliopsida; Lamiales; Orobanchaceae
Source: the annotation of a GenBank genome assembly
AUGGGUGCCGUCCUCGAAAACCAUUAUGCUCACCAUUCUUAUCAAACUUUAUUUUCCGAUCAGCUCGGCCCCUUGGUAGGACCCUUCUCGGUCCCGAUUCUUAGGUCGUCUUCGCCAGAGUCUUUGUACUCGAACCAUGAAUUCUAUGCUGUGGGAGCUACUAUAGGUUCAUUCACAGGAGCAAUAAAGGGGCAGACCACAGAAACUGGGAUUUUCCGUGGUUUUGUUGUGGGGGCAGUGGCAGGCGCAAUCACGGCCGUUGAAUUGUUGGACCUCAUAUCCAAUGGUGAACCAUUUUCCAAGAUUGCAUUAAUAUGUAGUUUGAUAAACGGGAAAAUAUUUAUGGAAUGGGUGAGCCCUGCAGUGCUCAAAGCUUACCAGUGGCAGGGCUCUCCGCUCGGCCCGGUUCUGUCCGUCGCUGACCGCGAAGUUAUCGAUAAUUUUUCACGUAAAAAUUUUAGUCUUCAGACAGGGGCGGACCCACAUAGGGGCCCGCAGGGGCACGUGCCCCUGUGGUGUUAG